AUGCCAAAGUUCAGACAGUUGCGGAAGAGCAACGCACGAUUUGCAGCAGAGGUGGGCUGCCACCCCCAAGCGCUUGCCUUGAUGUCUUACGCCGGUUUUGAAGAAGAUGCUGAGGCGACGAUGAUCUUCAAAGGAGAUCCGACUCGUGAGCCCUUCAAGCGAGUUCAUGAGGCUCUGCAAGAAGCUGGGGAGACCUUGUCUCCCAAAGCCGCUGAGGCCACUAGCAGUAAGCCUGCUCGUGCUGCUCCUCAAGUUGCAAGUGGCGGCUAUCCUGCUCCAGCUUGCAGGAGAGAUGCCAGACGGCAGCACAUUGCAGCCCUCACUGAGAUGCGCCUCAAGGACCCGCGUGGCUUCCAAGAAGCACGGAGAAGCUCCCGCGGCAACCGUGGCGUGGGUGGUACGUUGGCAAGGCCAAGUACUGCCUCUCCAGCUGCCCCUUCCCGAAGAGCUCAGCACUUCACCCUGAGCGAUUUGGAGAAGAUGCGAGUGCAGGAGGAAAUUGCUGGGAUGCCCAGCUAUGCGGAUGAGUACCGGCUUUCGCAUCAGUCAGCACCAGCAACGAACUAUUCCACGCUGGUCGCACGGAGCUAUGACCCGGAACUCAUCGCCCGACAGGCGCUUGAUGGUACCAAUCGCUACCGUGCAUCAAAGGGACUUCCUCCACUGCGAUGGAACGACGGAAUUGCCCGGAUCGCCCGAGAUCAUGCUGAGCAAAUGGCCUCCGGUGCCGCUCCCUUCAGCCAUGAUGGAGUAGAUCAACGAUUUCGUGCAUAUCCAGUGGCACAUCAAUCUGCAGCAGAGAAUUUGGCACUCAACAAUGGCAUCGCCGAUGUUGCUGGAGCUGCUGUGAAUGGUUGGAUCAAUUCUCCGGGACAUGAAAGGAAUCUGAGCGGCCGUUUCAACCUUUGUGGCAUUGGUGCGGCUCGUGCAUCCAAUGGUACGUUUUACCUGACACAGCUCUUUGCAGCUACCUGA
This is a messenger RNA of Durusdinium trenchii, 975 nucleotides long. Lineage: Eukaryota; Dinophyceae; Suessiales; Symbiodiniaceae. The record is from the annotation of a GenBank genome assembly.